AUGCAUAGGCGGUUGCUACCGAGCUCGACAGCAACUGGUGCACCCAGACUCGCCUCUGUCGCAGUCGUCCUUGGCCACAGUCCACAGCUUUGGCUUCAAAAUAUACUCAAGAGUAUCAGGGGUUCCCAUCACAUGAACCCCCGCGUGACGCCUCUACAAUCGGCACAAGCCUGCCAGAAAUUCCUGACCUAUAUUCUCGAUCAGGGGAGUGCCAUCUGGAUCCUCGGUGAACUCCACUACGGUCGAUGGACGAUUCCGAUUCACGCCCGCAUUGUCUGCGUUGACAUGGUUGACCGCAACGAGGCUACUUUCAAGCUCACUCGCGGCACCACUGAUGCAUUAAUUCAGUACCAUGAGCAGUUGCACUGUGCUGGUUCUGAGACAAAUGCUGCCGACUGGCACGGGAAAGCGCAACAAAUCAAGAAACAACACGAAAACUUUGUGAAGGAUAUUGAAAAGUUUGUCUUUUGCACUCAUGUCAGUGUCCUCGUGCGCGUGCAAAAAAACGGUGCUGGUAGACUUCCAGACAACAGGCAGUUGCUGGUCGAGUCCGAACUCGCGAAGCUUAUGAAACCUCUCCAUCCUCCAUUGUCGAGUCGCUCUGGCAAUCACACUGGGGUCAAUCUAAUGCCUACUAGGCUACCGACUCUUCUUCCAUCGACUGCACUUGGCAACUCGAGCAUGCCAUCAUUACCGUGGCUACCCUGCAAUCUGGUUGUUCCGUUACCUUCUGAAUUGAUUCAUACCCCACUCCUUAUGCCCCAGUGGCCAAUAGACGGCGGCGCAACAGUAGGAGCUACAUGGUCAAGCUGCGACGCCAGUAUGAUGAGCCCUGAGUCGGUAUACUACUAUAUGGAAUGA
Akanthomyces muscarius is the source of this 861-nucleotide messenger RNA. RefSeq lists its product as uncharacterized. NCBI's taxonomy places the organism in Eukaryota, Fungi, Ascomycota, Sordariomycetes, Hypocreales, Cordycipitaceae. The record is from RefSeq and is a predicted model, not a curated record. The coding region runs from base 1 to 861 and encodes 286 amino acids. The transcript has 2 exons.